UCACACUAUCACUGUAUCGAUUCGGAGUUGCGCUAAGUUUUUUGCAAGUGUUUUGGGGCCCAAAAAUGCGCAUCAAAGCGCAGGAGGCCGAAUGAAAGAGCUGCGCCGCGACCAGGACACAAGCAACAACCAUGGAAAUACCCAUUCAGGUGGCCGUGCGCAUUUACCCGCACAGGGAGCUCAAGCAACUGAAGGAGAGCUUCGCAGCCCCCGCAGAGGGAAUCAAAAAGGAUGCGGUGGCGGAGGCGGAGGAUGAGGGGGCGGACUCCAAGGACACUGCGGAUGAAGUUGCGGAGGCGGUGCCGGAAAAGGAUGCCCCGGAGCCAAGGGAUCCGAAGGAUCGCAAUGGGAAUGACGAGGAGGAGCCAAAGCCACCUGCGGACGCCAAUGGCAAUGAUAGUAAUCCCAAGGAUUCUGAGUCGGAAUAUUGCGUCCAGGCCAUCCCCAUCAGCGCCUCCGCUUUGGGACUGCCCAGUGCCCUGCCUGGAGGCGAUCCCAUGGACAGCAUUGCGGCGGGACUCAUCCAAGUCGGUCCCCACACCGUGCCCGUCACCCACGCCCUUCCAAGCAGCAGCUCCCAGGAGCAGGUGUACCACCAGACGGUCUUUCCGCUCAUCACCCUGUUCCUCGAGGGCUUCGAUGCAUCCGUGGUCACCUACGGGCAGCGGGGCCAGGGCAAGAGCUAUACUCUGUACGGAAAUGUCCUAGAGAAUGGUCAAAAGCAGUCCACCGAGGGAGUCGUCCACCUCUGCGUGCGAGACAUCUUUUCGCACAUUUCCUCGCACCCAGAACGCACCUAUGCCAUAAACGUGGGAUUCGUGGAGAUUUGCGGCGGCGAAGUGUGCGAUCUGUUGGGCAUGGGCAACAUACAUUGCAACAACGUGGAGGCCGUCUUCCGCUGGCUGCAGGCGGGUCUCUCGGCGCGUCAAUCCCUGCCCGCCCAUACGCUAUUCACGCUCACGCUGGAGCAGCAAUGGGUGUCCAAGGAGGGGCUGCUGCAGCAUCGCCUGUCCACCGCCAGUUUCUCCGAUCUGUGCGGCACGGAACGCUUUGGCGAGCCGCCACCCGGACGACCACGCGAUGCCGGCCUGCAUAUGCUGGAGCAGGUGAUCAGCACUCUCACCGAUCCCGGCCUCAUGUACGGGGUCAAUGGCAACAUUCCGUAUGGCCAGACCACUCUAACCACGCUGCUAAAGGACUCGUUCGGUGGCCGGGCUCAGACGCUCGUCAUCCUGUGCGUUUCGCCGCUGGAGGAACAUCUGGCCGAGACCCUGGGCAACCUGCAGUUCGCCUUUAAGGUUCAGUGCGUGCGCAAUUUCGUCAUCAUGAACACCUACUCCGAUGACAACACGAUGAUCGUCCGGCCGCAAGAGGCUCUGCCGAAUUCCAAUCCCGCAGCUGGACCUUUGGCGCAGGCGGGGCUGGGCGACAACUUUGGCCUGCAGUUCGCAGCCAGUCGGUGGUCCAAGUUGGUCACCAAUGCCGAGGGUUUGUUUGCCAAGCUAAUGGACUCGAAGCUGAUCAGUGAACUGGAGAAGGAGCAGAUCGAGGAGUGGCUCUACCUGAAGCAGGAGUGCGAGGACUGCCUCAGCUCAACGGAGGCUAUGCGCCAGCAGCAGAAGCAGCUGGUUCCCAUCGAGGAGGCCGAAGAGCCGGAGGAUCCGGAGGAGAUCAAUUCAGAAGCGGCCAAUUCCGAGCCAGCCAACUCCGAGCCGCCAAACUCGGACAACGAAAACGACACGGACAAUGAGUCGCAGCGUCCCGAUCUGGACGACAAGAUCGAUGGCCUAAUGGACGAGUUUCGGGACAAGACGGACGAGCUUAUACUGGAAAAGCACGCCGAUUACCUGACCAAACACCCCAAGGCGGUUAUGCAGAGCCAGGAACGCGAAAACGAACCACAACCGCCGCCGCCGGCAGCAGAAAAUGGCGAGGAUCGCAAAACCAGCAUCGGAGGUCGCAGGAGAAGCAUUCAGCCGGGCGCCAGCUUGAGCACUGCAGAGCUGGCCAUGCUCAAUCGCGUAGCCUCCCAGCAGCCACCGCCGCCCAUCGAUCCCGAUGCGGUUGUCGAUCCCCUGGAAAGUUCCUCGGGCGAGGGACUCCGCCAGGCCGCCCUCGCCGCCGCCGCAGCCAUUGCUCCCAUCGAGCAGCUGCAGAAGAAGCUGCGCAAACUGGUGGCCGAGAUCGAAGGCAAACAGCGGCAGUUGCGGGAAAUCGAACAAACGAUUAAGGUGAAGCAAAACAUCAUCGGCGAACUGAUCAAGAACAGCGACACGCGUAGCCACGCCAAGCAGCGGUUUCACAAGAAGCGGGCCAAGCUGGAGGCCGAGUGCGACAAGGCCAAGAAGCAGCUGGGCAAGGCUCUAGUGCAGGGCCGCGAAAAGCCGGAAAUCGAGCGCUGGACCACCAUAAUAGCGCAUCUCGAGCGGAGGCUUGAGGAUCUGAGCUCCAUGAAGCACAUUGCCGGUGAGAGUGGUCAGAAGGUGAAGAAGCUGCAGCAAUCGGUGGCCGAGUCGCGAAAGCAGGUCGAAGAUCUGGAGAAAAAAUUGCGCAAGGAAGGCAAGUUGCGGGAUCAAAUGGAAGCAGAGUUGGCCAAGCUAAGGGAAUCUAGGGACACGCCUGCGGGCAAAGAGCUAGUGAAGACCCCAGAUUCCCCAGAGCAGCAUGGCCGCCAGUUGAAGGCGGUGCAGGCCAGGAUCACACACCUCAAUCACAUACUCCGCGAGAAGUCGGACAACCUGGAGGAGCAGCCCGGAGCAGAGCAGCAGGAGAGCUUGCGUCACGAGAUUCGCAACCUGCGCGGCACUCGCGAUUUGCUGCUGGAGGAGCGCUGUCAUCUGGAUCGCAAGCUCAAGCGGGACAAAGUUUUAACCCAAAAGGAAGAACGCAAGUUGCUCGAGUGCGACGAGGCCAUCGAGGCCAUAGACGCGGCCAUAGAAUUCAAGAACGAGAUGAUCACGGGCCACCGCUCCAUCGACACCAGCGAUCGAAUUGAGCGCGAGAAGGGCGAGCAGAUGCUAAUGGCCCGCUUGAAUCGUCUGUCCACAGAGGAGAUGCGCACGCUGUUGUACAAGUACUUCACCAAGGUGAUCGAUCUGCGUGACUCCUCGCGAAAGUUGGAGCUGCAGCUGGUGCAGUUGGAGCGAGAGCGAGAUGCCUGGGAGUGGAAGGAGCGCGUUCUCUCGAAUGCCGUGCGUCAGGCCAGACUUGAAGGCGAACGAAAUGCCGUGCUGUUGCAGCGGCAGCACGAGAUGAAGCUCACCCUGAUGCUGCGUCACAUGGCCGAGGAAACGUCGGCUAGCUCGGCCAGCUACGGAGAACGAGCCCUGGCCCCGGCCACUACUGCAUCCUCGCCAGCGCAGGCGAACAGCGAUUUCGACUACGAUGAUUUCUACAAGGCGACCGGCAGUAAUCCCGGCAAGGCGCUGGUCAAGGCGUCUAAACCGCUGCCCACUGGCUCGGCGCUGGACAAGUACAAGGAUAAGGAGCAGCGCAGUGGACGCAACAUCUUCGCCAAGUUCCAUGUCCUCACCCGGUAUGCGUCGGCUGCUGCAGGCGGUUCCUCGGGCUCCACGGCUGAAGAGUCCACGGCCCUGAUUGAGUCAACCACUACGGCCACGGCGACGACCACCACCACAACUUCGACUACUACGGGAGCUGUGGGAAAAGUCAAGGAUAAGGCUCUAGUCAGCUUUAGGCCGGAGCAGCUGAAGCGACUAAUGCCAGCGCCAACGGCCACGAAGGUGACGCGCCAGAAGAACAAGAUAAUUAUCCAGGACGCCAGUCGUCGUAAUUAAAUACGAAUUUAAUCAUUUCCAGGGCGAUUUUAUCAGGUUAAGCCAAAUAGCCAUAGGCCAUGUAUCGAAAACUAGCCACCAAAAUAACAAAGGCGACAUAUUUUACUUCUCUAAAAAUAUCUAGUUCAUUACAAGUUCGAAUAUUGCAGAAUGAAAUUAUAUUUUUAAAGAUAAAAAGUAUUUUAUAAAA
Molecule: messenger RNA, 3987 nt
Organism: Drosophila takahashii
Lineage: Eukaryota; Metazoa; Arthropoda; Insecta; Diptera; Drosophilidae
Gene: cos
Product: kinesin-like protein costa
Biological process (GO): microtubule-based movement
Cellular component (GO): microtubule; kinesin complex
Molecular function (GO): ATP hydrolysis activity; ATP binding; microtubule binding
Source: RefSeq, a predicted model, not a curated record